UCCUCUCCUCCUCUCCUCCUCUCGUCUCCGGUACAAGCGGCUGGUCCCGGUAGUAACAUGGUGCGAGGAUCAGGGCGGCACUGAGCCACUGCAUAAAGACACAACGACAACAACAACAACAACAACAAUAAUAAUAAUUUUUUAAAAAUCCAAGCUUACACGCCGAGGAGGAAUCCAGCCGUAUUCGGACGCGCAGGUCUGACCCUGGGGUUGUGCACACACACAGACUCGUCACCAUGGGAAAGCAGAACAGCAAACUCAGGCCAGAGAUGCUGCAGGACCUGAGGGAGAACACUGAGUUUUCAGACCAUGAGCUACAGGAGUGGUACAAGGGCUUCCUUAAAGACUGCCCAAGUGGCCAUCUAAACGUGGAGGAGUUCAAAAAGAUAUAUGCCAACUUCUUUCCAUACGGUGAUGCCUCCAAGUUCGCAGAACACGUUUUUCGCACAUUCGACACCAACAAUGAUGGCACAAUCGACUUCCGGGAGUUCAUCAUCGCUCUGAGCGUGACCUCACGGGGAAAGCUGGAUCAGAAGCUGAAAUGGGCCUUCAGCAUGUACGACCUGGAUGGCAACGGGUACAUCAGUCGUGAGGAAAUGCUCGAGAUUGUGCAGGCCAUCUAUAAAAUGGUGUCCUCUGUGAUGAAGAUGCCUGAAGAUGAGUCCACACCAGAGAAGAGGACAGACAAGAUCUUUAGACAAAUGGACUUGAACAAUGAUGGUAAGCUCUCCUUGGAGGAGUUCAUAAAAGGUGCCAAGAGCGAUCCAUCUAUCGUGCGACUGCUGCAGUGUGACCCCAGCAGUGCCUCUCAGUUUUGAGUUCUUUUACAAACAGCGCUCCGUGCAUGAAGGUUCUCGUCUUUCAUUGUUAUUUGUGUUCCAGAUGGAAGAGUUUUAAGAGGAAAAAAAAAGAAAAGAAAAAGUGCAUCCAUUUUAUUUUUAGUUCAUUUGAGAAGGGACACACUUACAUCUGAAGAACAAAGACAACACCCGCGAAGACGUCUUCUGUCUGCUGCGCUUCGUCUGUCCGUGUCUCCGAGGCCCGUGGAGCACUCAGCUAGCCACCACACUCCAGGCUCGUGGUUACAGGAAGGACCAUUCCCUGGAUAUUGUGCAUGCACUCCCACUCCUCCCUGUCCUUUGCUCUCACUCCUCCCAGCGUCCUGUUUUUAUUUUCUUUUUGAUUUUGUGUAGAUGUGUGUAUGUGUAUAUGUAUGUGUGUAUAUAUAUAUAUAUAUAUACAUACACACGGUAUAAACACGUAUAAAACAUAUUAGGAGGCUAGUGUAGAUGCCUUUUUACGCAGACAGUAUUAUGUAGCUCAUGUAAGAAUCCAAGUCCGUAAAAACAAACUCCAGUAGACACAGUGGACUGAAGCACUGGAUGUUAGGAUUUGUUCGCUUAUGCCUUUUUAUUCACUACAAGACGGCUGCAGAUCUCAUGGUUUUUGCUUGAUUUGUACUUUGGUUUUGUACAUAUGUAUUGUUUCCUCAAAUUAAUUUAUUCUGAUUUUUUUUUUUUUCUUUUUUUUUGCAUGUGAUUUAUCACAUUGUGAAAUCUUGAUUUCAUCCCUGUGAAAUCAUCAGUGUCGUCUUAGUCUUCUGGUCUGCAGCAGUAAACCACUGGUGAUCUUACUUUAUAGCAAGAUUGUUUUUAACCGGUGAUCCGAGGUCCUUGUGGCGUCAUUGUCACGAGUUCGAAGAAAUAUUACAUGACAGAAGUACGAUAAGAUUUUAAUCUGCCAUCCAGACCCGAAUCUUUAUUUUACUAAGGUCAUGAUUUGCAUCAGGGGAAACAUUCCAUGGUGUUUGGAGUUUCCGACGCUUGUAGCACAUGCGAUUCGAGGCUUUCCGUGCGCGCGCGCGUGUGUGUGAGAAUGUGAGUGUGAUGUGCGCAUGAUUCCUGUGCAUGUGUGUGUGCUAAAUUUAUAUUAUUACUUCGUGUCGUAAAAUACGGUAUGUUUUUGAGGUAAUACUGUGCUUUUGAACCACAACCAAGUGGCAAAUUCCCCCUACCUUCUGUACAUCUUAGAUUUAAUUUCACUACUAUGUACAUCCCAUCUGAAAUCUAAAAAUAUCCUAAAAACAAUUGCAACUGCAAUUAAUUAACUACACAUGAAGUCUAUCCUUUUAAAGAUUUGUUGCCAACACGUUUGUAUUCACUGCUGGAUAUUUCAAUUUGCUGAAGAUACUACUAACUCAGACACUUUCGUUUUCUUUAUCUUUCUUUCCCUUUCAAUUCAACCCCUUCCAAUAUAUUUUGUGCCCAUCUUUGUGCACAGAUUUUUUACUACAAUAUAUAAUAUACAUCAAACAUGGCAGAAAAGUAUCUCUUAAAAAUAUAUGUUUUUUCUUAAUAAAAAACGGAGAGGUUAUCACAGUGAGCGAAAGCUCUAAGGGCUUACUUCCACUCUUAAUUUAAGGGGUAUAAGAAAAGAUCACUACUUUUAUUCCUCUACUUGGUGUCACAACAUCUGAGCAGAGAAGAAUUCCCCUCCUCCCCCCUCUCGGCAACAUUUCAAUCCGCCUCCUAUGUUUUCGCGUAUGGUGAUGGAGCUUCGGUUGCUCAUCUUACUUCACUCCCAGCUUUUGUCUAGCGCUUCAACGCGUUGCUUCCAAACUUUGCACUGAGACUGCGUACAUGCCUCGGGAUCCUUAUUGCAAUUUCUCUUUUAUGUUGCAUGAAAACUCAUGUGAAGACACCAUGAUUGUUCCCUUGCCCUUUGCUGAAAUUGAUGACAAAUAUACAUACGUGUUUAAAA
Molecule: messenger RNA, 2760 nt
Organism: Clarias gariepinus (North African catfish)
Lineage: Eukaryota; Metazoa; Chordata; Actinopteri; Siluriformes; Clariidae
Gene: hpca
Product: hippocalcin
Exons: 5
Coding region: 237-818 (193 amino acids)
Molecular function (GO): calcium ion binding
Source: RefSeq, a predicted model, not a curated record